AUGUCAAGCUAACCUUAAGGAUAGUCAUCUAACCUACAAAAUAAUGAUGAUGACAUUUUGACUUUUUCAUCAGGAAACAAUCUGAAUAAUAUGGUUUCAAGCAAUACACUAUCAUAAUAGAUAUCUUAGCAAGAUAGUAAUCAGCAGCAAAACGAAAUUAAAUAGAAAAUAAAGAGGAUACAAUAAAAUUGGUCAGAUAAAUGUAGUAGUUUAGAAGGUCUUGUUGAGCUAUCAAGAAAGGCAUCUAGGAAUAUUAAUAACUACUUAGGAUCCAUAGAAAAUGAGACUGAAUAAUUUUCUAAAAAUUUAUUAAAGAGCUCUAAAUCUCUUGUUGGAGGGAUAACUUGGAGCUAGGGAAAGGAGUUUGCAAAAAUGACAAUUUAGUUUGGAGGCGCAAUACAGGAAUUAGCAACAAAGAGUUUGGAGAUAUCACAGUUAAACUAAUUAACUCUCAGUAAAAGUUUAGGAGAAUAUACAGAAUAGAUUUCUCAAUAGAAGAAGCAAAUGUAAGAAAAGUCCUAGCUAAUUGUGAAGAACAUUUCUUACAUGUAAGAAAAAUACGUUAAGUAAUACGUGAAAUAUGUAAAAUGCUGCAAAGAAGUAGAAAGUGCUAUUUAAGAAUAAAAGAAUGCCUAAGAAGAUAUCCGUCUUUAUUACAACGUAGCAUAUACAAUGAAAUAAGACAUGAAAAUAAAAGAACUUGCAAAAGAAGCAGAAAAAGAAGAGUAAAAAGUGUAGUAAGCUAUUGAAGAAGGCAACUUUCAAAUUGAAAAUUUACCCAAGCUUAUUUAGGAAAAUUACAAAUAGGUGAAAGAAAUUUUCAAGUAAACUUUACACAAAAUCAUAGACUCUGUUGUUGCUAUACAUAGCUAACAAAACAACCUUUUUUAGACAUUUAAUUAGUACAUUGUUGAUAAAAAGCUGAAUGAUGAUCUAAUUGCUAUAGUUGAUGAUGAUUAAAAGGUAAUCCAGGAGAGGCUAUUUAAAAAGAAUCCUGAUACUAUCCCCCCAGGAGUCAACUUUAUGCCAAUCCAGUCAGCUCUUGCUCGUAAGGAAGAUGUAAAUGAAAAUUCAAUUAGAGCUUAUCCAGAAGCUGCCUUUUAGUAUUUAGAAGUUUUUGAAGUAAUGAUGUAAGAAAGAAAAGAUUUAAUGAAGCAAGUUAAGGACUUCUUUGGAGAUAUGGUUGAUUUAUAUGGAAAUUUAUAUUCAUAAAUAGAAAAUUAGAGCAAGGAAAUCAAGAAAGUACUUACUGGUUCUAAAGGAGAUUCUAUUAUUGAUCUGCUAUAUGCUAUCCUCCAGGAUCUAAUUGAUUAAUAGUAGAAGAACUUAGAUCAUAUCAAAACUAUUUUUAACUUGCUAAAAGCUAGCAAUAAGACAAUCACUUCAUGUAUCAGUGAUUAACAAUCUUAAAGUAAUGGAUUCUUUAAUAUGACAAAGAAGCUUUUUAAUGAUUUUGGAAAGGCUACCAACAAAAAAAAGUGGGUAGUUGAUACUAGCUCGUUUUUAGGUAUUUCUCUUGACACCUUAAAUUAGCAUGAGAAAAAGAGAAUAGUUCUAAUUAAAGAGCAAAUCUAAUAACUUUUAAAGCAAAUUGGUUCUUUCUUAGAAAAUAGCACAAAGCAAUCCUAAGAGCAAUAAAAUGAGCUUAAUUAGAAAAAGGAACACUUGGAUGAAGAAAUUUUACAAGUGUUUACUUCAUAUAGUAAGAUUUUCGAAAACCCUGUGAUAAAUUAAGAUGGAAUAGUUUAUGAAUACUAAAAAUAAUUCAAAAUAUCAAGUUAGCUACAAAAAUAAUUAGAUGAAAUCAGCAACAAAUAGUAUAUUUACAAUUAAAUUGACUAAUUAACAUCUUCCAAUGUUUCUUCAUAAGAUAAAGAAACUACUCAAAACGGAGGAGACAACUCUCCUAAAUCUAGCAAAGGAAGUUCUGAUAGCUAAAAUGUAACGAACAGCAAUACAAAAGAAGGCAAGGAUGAUCUUACCAAUAGCAUGAAUGCUAGCGUGAGUGGAAGCUCUAAAAAAGAAACAAAAUUCACAUUAUUAUUUGGGCUAACAGAAAAUGAAUAGCCUAUUGAUACCUUCAACUGCGCAUUCUCUCAUAAGAUUUUACUGCAAGGCAAGAUGUAUAUAUUUGCAGAUAGGAUUGGUUUCCAUUCUUACUUUAACAGUUAGUCAUUUGUUGGAGACACAGCACUUUCUAUUCCCUAUAUUGAUAUUAUAAGAAUCGAUAAGAGAAAGAAUGCUCUCAUUUUCGACAACAGUAUUGCUGUUAUUACUUAAAGAGGUGAACUUUUCUUUACUUCAUAUGUCUAGAGAGAUAAUUGUUACAAGCUCAUUACUUAUCUCAUGCAAGCAGUUAAAGAAGGAAGAACUAGUAUGGUUCUUUCAGCCAAGAGAGUCCUCGAAAACAGUGGUGCUAGUAAUGAGCAAAUAGAAGAAAAUAGAAAACUCUCUGAUGUUUCUUCAAAUGGUGGAUAGUAAACUUAAAGCAGUCCUACUCAGUUCACAAUAAAUAAAGAAGUUGAUGAGGUGUAAGAAAUUGUUCUUAAUAGCAACCAAAAAGUUAUAGAACCAACAGAAUUGUCUGCUAAUGCUGGUACAAUAGAAUAAUCUAACUUAGAAGAAAAUUCUGUUGAAGAUAAAAAUGUUGCUGCUGUUGAAAGUAAAGUUACUUCCUAAAAUGUUGAAAGAAAGUAAAGUAAUACAGAAAAAGAAAUAUCAGAAGUGAAUAAAGUAGCCUCUCUAGUUGAGCAACCACGCUCUGGAGUUGAUAAAAUACCCCCAGUUAUUGAAAAAGAAAUAAGUAAUAAUUUAAAUAAGUCAGCAGCUUCUAAUAGUAAAGCACCUUCUCUUAAUGUAAGCGCUGCUAAUUCUCCAAAAAGCCAAAAAUCUGUCAGUAAUUUUUCACAAUAAAUAGAUCCUCUUUCUUCUGGGGUAAUUAGAGAUUUUACAUCUCAAUAAACUUUAGGAUUGCCUAUUGUAUAAUCAACAGUGAUUGAGGAUGAUUCAUGGAUAUAACAAAGAAAAAAUAUAUUCAAGUAGCAGAGUAUAUUUGAAAAGGCAUAAAAUGUCUCUGAAUUCGAAAUAAAAUUUCCUAAUGCUACCCCAAGAGAAAUUUUUAACAUUUUAUUUGGACUAAAACCUUACAAGCCAUAACCUGAAGGAAGCUAAGAAUUUCCUAAUUUUAGAUUUUACAUUUUCUAAGAAUUUUAGAAGGAUACUGACAUACAAUUUCAAACUUUUAAUCCUCCUCCUCCAGAAUGGUACACCAACUUAGACUGCUCUGACAAAGAUACAGUGAAGAGUUCUCCAGAAAUUUCUAAUUUGGAAUUCAAAGUUGUUCACCCAGUUCGUGAGAAAAUUCCCUUUGGUCCUAAAGUCAGUUACUGCUAAAAUAAAGAAAAAUAUUUUUGGAUAAGUGCUGAAGAAUUUAUUAUUGAAAGAGAAAUUUUCCUUAGCAAAAUACCUUAUUGCGAUUAUUUCACAAUAAGAUUCUAAUACAACAUAAGUUAAGUGUAGGAUUAGACAAGGAUCCUUAUUAAACUAUAUGUUCAUUUUAUGAAGAGCACUACUUUUAAAGGGAGAAUAGAAAAUGGUUCAUUAUCUGAGAAUACUGAAGUUAUAAAUACUGUUUUUACUCCUCAAGCUCAAAUCGCUAUUCAAAAUUAUUAAAAGUUUGAGAAAGUUUAACGUUUACAAAGAUUAAAGUAAGAAGCUGAGUAGAAUUCUUAAUAAUUAACAUUUAAAUAAUCUCAAACAUUAACUGCAUCUUUUGGAGAAUCAUAACAAAUGGAUUUUAUAGAAAGAUAAAACUCUUAAUUAAUUUAAAAUUAGUAAAAAAUAGAAGAAAGAAGAAAACGCUUUAAAGAACAGAGUCUUUUUACAAAUGCUGAGAAAACAUCUGACUUUGAAUUGCUAGUGCCUGAAGCUCAUCCAAGAGAGAUUUUUAACUUGAUCUUCUUUGAUAGCAAAUACAAACCAGAAAACAGUGAUAAAACUUAUCCUCAUUAUUUAUAUUACUUUAUGGAAGAGUUUUAGAAGGAUGUUGAUAUGCAUUUCGGUAAAUUUUCACCACCACCUCCAGAAUGGUAUGCAAAUUUAGAAUCUGUAGAUUGUAAUUCCGUCUUAAACAGUGAAGAUUAUUCCCUCCGUGAAUAUAAAUAUGUGCAUCCAGUUAGAGAAAAAAUACCUUUCGGACCAAAAGUGAGUCACUGCUAAAACAAAGAAAAAUAUUAUUGGAUAAGUGAAGAUGAAUUUAUAAUGGAAAAAGAAGUUUAUUUAAGCAAAAUUCCUUAUUGCGAUUACUUUACAGUUAGAUUCUAAUAUUCAUUCACUAAAAACGAAAAUUAAGGUACAAAGAUUAUAUGCAGAAUUUAUGUUAAUUUUAUGAAGAGCACCACUUUUAAGGGCAGAAUAGAAUCAGGUUCCCUUUCUGAAAACACUGAUGUGUGGAAAAAUGCUUUUUCACCUUAAAUAUUACAGGUAAUGUAACAAUAUAUCUAAAAAAAUGGUGAAAAGAGAAAAUAAAUAUAAGAGCAACUAUUAUAAUCAAUUAGAUUAUCAGCAGUACAAAGCUUAAAAAGCGAAGAUUCAUCUAUAUAAAAUCAAAAUACCAAUAAAAAAUCACCUCCAAUUAAAAAAAGUAAAAGAGAUAUAAUAAUAGAAUAACAAAAUUAAAUAACUUCAUUAUAUAAACUUAAUGAAGAGCGUUUCAAAUCAUUAAAUAAAAGACUACACGACAUGCAAGGUAUAAUAGAUCAUCAAAAUAAUCAAUUUAAAAACAUUCUAAUUGUUAUAAUUAUAAUUUUGAUAAUCAAUCUAAUCCACCUAUUUAAAUGA
Tetrahymena thermophila SB210 is the source of this 4839-nucleotide messenger RNA. Its product is annotated as GRAM domain protein. The record is from RefSeq and is a predicted model, not a curated record. The transcript is spliced from 3 exons. Lineage: Eukaryota; Ciliophora; Oligohymenophorea; Hymenostomatida; Tetrahymenidae.